GCAAAGAAGUGAGCAAGUUCAGUUGACCAAGUUAUGCUAGGUUUAAUGAUUGCCCACGGGGCUAGCGCUGUACGAUUUGGCCAUUUCUGUAGGCUAAGCAACAAACUGCUGACUAGAUAUUCAUCUAAAAUGACGGCAGAGUCCCACUGGCUGUCACCUGCAGACAGAGAUCACUCCACCAUGGAGCUGAAGGCCACUGGCUGGGUGGAGGUUGACGAUAGGGACGCCAUCUACAAAGAACUUCACUUCAAGACCUUCAACCAGGCCUUUGGCUUCAUGACCAGAGUGGCUUUACAAGCAGAGAAGAUGAACCAUCACCCAGAAUGGUUCAACGUCUACAACAAGGUCCAGAUCACAUUAACGACCCAUGACUGUGGAGGACUGUCUAAGAGGGACAUCAAGCUCGCCAAGUUUAUUGAUAAAGUUGCACUCACUAUGUAGAUUCAUGUCCUGUUAUUUAUGUGUUCUGUAUUACACCUUUAUACGUAAAAAUAAAACGAUAGA
Molecule: messenger RNA, 504 nt
Organism: Hypomesus transpacificus
Lineage: Eukaryota; Metazoa; Chordata; Actinopteri; Osmeriformes; Osmeridae
Product: pterin-4-alpha-carbinolamine dehydratase 2-like
Exons: 4
Coding region: 34-441 (135 amino acids)
Biological process (GO): tetrahydrobiopterin biosynthetic process
Molecular function (GO): 4-alpha-hydroxytetrahydrobiopterin dehydratase activity
Source: RefSeq, a predicted model, not a curated record